This is a messenger RNA of Fulvia fulva, 1722 nucleotides long. RefSeq names its product Altered inheritance of mitochondria protein 9, mitochondrial. The coding region runs from base 1 to 1722 and encodes 573 amino acids. Gene Ontology annotation, cellular component: mitochondrion. The transcript is spliced from 3 exons. NCBI's taxonomy places the organism in Eukaryota, Fungi, Ascomycota, Dothideomycetes, Mycosphaerellales, Mycosphaerellaceae. The record is from RefSeq and is a predicted model, not a curated record.
AUGCUCCUUUGUCGUUCGCUUAUAUCACCAUCAUUAGCAGCGGCUAGUCGAUGCGCAAUCUCAUCUCACGCGCCAUGCCAUAGACCAAUCGCAAGGCAUGGCUACGCGAACACCAAUCUUCAUGCUGGUCGGACGAUGAGCUUCAGCGACAUGUCCGCUUCUGAUUCGACAUCCUCGCUAUUCAAGCAUACCUCUGGUAGAUGGGUUUACAACGAGGACAAACGUCUGGCGGAGCGAGAAAGAACCUUCAAUGUUGGUGCGUUGCAGGCUCUCACUGCUCAUGCAGUUGACCGGAAACCAGAUGAAAUAACCGGUAUACGAAAGAUAGGCGAAUGCGCCUCCAAUCGUCCGUUCGCUGUCCAUUUUAAAGAUGGCUUCAAGAUCGUGGCGCGCAUUCCGUACCCUUCGGUUGAGCCCAAAGGCCUUGUCGUCGCCAGCGAGGCAGCGACUAUGACAUUCCUCCGUCUCAAGAGGCUUCCGGUCCCGAAGAUCUUGGGGCACUCUUGCUCCUCAGAUAACCCUGCUGGCACAGAGUAUAUCUUGAUGGAAUUCUGUUCCGGAACAAAUCUCGCCCGCAUAUGGGACGAUCUCGAGGAAGCCAAACGAAUCCAGGUCGCCACAAGCCUGGUAGAUGUGGAGAAACGACUGUCCGAUGUCCGCUUGCCAGCGAGCGGCAGUCUCUACUUUCUUCGAGAUUUACCCGCAGAUGCGACUAAGAUUGCCGUGGAUGCAGAGGACGUUGGCCGCCCGGACUCAAAUUUCCUGGGUCCGACCACCGAUCUUUCCUUCUGGUCUGGUAGGAGAAGCAGCCUUGAUGUCGAUCGAGGAUCUUUCCCCACCCCAGAAGCUGCCAUGGACUCUGGCGCCAUCAAAGAGAUGCGCUAUCUGGAACAAUAUGGCCGGCCUCUUCUACCAUUCAACCGCUUUCAAAGAGAGACAUUCAAAUUCGAGAAACAGCUGCCAUCGGUUCAUCUCGAUAGUAUACAAAAGUACCUACAGAUCUCCAAGUACCUGAUCCCUCGAGCUGAAGGCCCUCAGAUGCCAAUGUUGAGACAUCCAGACCUUCGACCGGGCAAUAUCUUCGUCUCCAACGACUUGAAAAUUACGGCGCUCAUCGACUGGCAGCACAGUGUCGUGCAGCCUCUAUUCUUGACCUGCGGCAUACCAGAAUUUCUAAACUCUCCAUCGUGCUUUUCCGACACGUCCGAACGCCCGAGCACUUCGCCACGUGAGAGCGAAGGCCAAACCGAAUGCCACCAAGCGUAUGUAGAAAUGACGGAACGCCACAAUCCUGGCCACUUUGAGGCUCUUACGUAUCCGUUCGCGGUUGGAAGGCAGAAGAUCCAUCGACUGGCCGGUGAUCCAUGGCAAGGUGACAACAUUCCACUGCGCUCGAGUCUGAUAUUUGUUAAGCAGCACUGGGACCAGAUCAGCUCAGAUCCCGCUGUGCCUUGUCCGAUCGUGUUCACGGAAGAGGAAGAACUGGAAUGCCUCCGUCUUGACGAUGCGGAGCAACAAGGUGUUGAGCAGUUGGAAGAAUUCAAGAGAGCGAUUGGUUUAGGUCCCGAAGGUUGGGUAUCGAAUGAGAACUACGAUGCUGCGAAAGAAGCCAUUGCUCGGAUGAAACAGAUGUCUCUGGAUCAGGCAGAUUCUGAAGAGGAGAUGGUGGCGAUUCGGGAUCAUUGGGUCUUCGAUGAUAUCGAUGAGGAAGAGUAUUCGUGA